UUGUUGAAGGCAGGUGUUAAAAAAAGAAACAAUUUCCUGUUUAGGUGUCAGUUGUUAAAAAAAAAACACCACUCAUUCUGAAGAUCACAGCUCAUCCGUGAAGACGUAUUGUCCAACAUAAGGGCCAAAUAUGGAAUUAGACACUAUUUAUCAAAAUGUUGGACGGAGAAAUAUUGAGGACACAUGUGGACCUCAAACACUGAAUCACGGGCAGGAUGAAGGAAAAGAUGAAAAGCACAGAGGAAGUAGAUGUUUGGUGUUGAUGACAGUGUGUCUCGGGCUCAUUUGUAUUCUUCUGCUGGUCAUCAUCAUCUCCAUCACAGCAGAGAGAGAAUCUCUGUUCAAGAGUUACAAAAACACAGUUGAAGAGAUCAAUCAGACCAUCAACAGCUUACAGGACAAUUACACUGAUCUAACACAGAAGAAACUGGAGCUGGAGACCAGAGUCAAAGAUCUCACUGUUGAAAAAGACCAGUUAAAGAACAGCUUCAACUCUCUGAGUCAGAAGAACCGGGAGUUAGAAAGCAGAGUCACAUCUUUGAGUGAUGAUCUGACGAGAGAAGCAUCUAAACGAGGUUUUUUUUUUUUCAUAUUCCAUGAGUGGAAGAGCUGGUCUGAGAGCAGGCAGUACUGCAGGGAUCGAGGAGCUGAUCUGGUCAUUAUCAACACUGAAGAGAAGCAGAGACUCAUAUCUUCAAUCAUCAAGGAGAAAGCGUGGAUUGGUUUGUCUGACACUGAGACUGAAGGCAGAAUGAUAUGGGUGGAUAAUUCACCACUGAAUCGAGGGUUUUGGUCCAAAGGUCAGCCGGAUAACUAUGAGGGAAAUGAGGACUGUAUUGAACUGGACCCUACAAAAGACCCCGUGAACAACUGGAAUGACGUGCCAUGCUCUCACAAGAGGAAAGGGAUUUGUGAGAAGAACUAGAUUUUAUCUAGUCUUGUGUUUUUGCUUCUAUAAUUUCAUUGAAUCGUUUUCAUUGUGAAUGUAUAAUUUCUGGCAGCUGAUGUUCAUAUGAAUUUGUUAGAAGGAAAAUGUCAAUAUGAUCUUAUUCUAGCUGUUAUCAUGCAUCUUAUUUUUUAGUCUGAAGUGUUGAAGUGAAAAUCACAGUAGAUUGCCCUGAUUCACCCUAUUAUUCUGAUAUUGAGUGUCUGUGAAACUGCCUUUGUGUUGUAUUGCUAUCAUUUUCAAUAAAAUGGUCAAUAACCUAUUACUAUAGAAAAUUGUAUUUUUGUUCUUAUUUCAUAUUUCAUUCUUGUGUAUCUGAUUUAUUGCAAUAUUAUAUUCCUGCAAUACCAAAAGCUGCAGUUUCAGGAGCCAAUUCUACUUCAAACUUCAAUCAAACAGAUGUAAAGAUUAAACCAAACCCACAGAAAUUAUUCAUUUUUAAUUAU
Molecule: messenger RNA, 1392 nt
Organism: Ctenopharyngodon idella (grass carp)
Lineage: Eukaryota; Metazoa; Chordata; Actinopteri; Cypriniformes; Xenocyprididae
Product: CD209 antigen-like protein C
Exons: 5
Coding region: 131-925 (264 amino acids)
Biological process (GO): biological process involved in interspecies interaction between organisms
Cellular component (GO): external side of plasma membrane
Molecular function (GO): fucose binding; D-mannose binding
Source: RefSeq, a predicted model, not a curated record